AUGUCGAGCAAUGCUUCAAAGAAGACCUUUGAAUACAACCACAGCAACAAAUCGAGCACGGGAUACAACAAGACAAAGAAGCACCAUCGGACCACGUUAGGAAGAAAUGGGUCAUCAAAUCAAUUGCCGAAUUCAAUAUUGAACGAUUCGCAAGGAAAUUUACGGCCGAAGGAAUGGACUGAAGCCCACAACUUUCUAACAACGACAUCGACAAGUGUUGUGAACAAAUCUGUGGGAGAGGUUUUAGACGAGUUGAAUAACGUAUCAUAUCCCGUGAAAAAUUUAGAUAUCGAGUUUUGUGCAAGUGUCAUCCUAUCCAUUUCAGAAUAUCUAACACAAAAUCCUCAAGAUUUACUCAUUUCAAAAUUAUGUCAAUUGAUCUCUACUCUCUCCGUAAAACAUGAAAUCCAAUUUUCGAAAGAAACAGGAGGAAAACUGCUUAUGAAUUUGAUCAGUUUUGUUUCAUCUUCUUCGUCCUGGCUUUUGGCGGAUUGUUUAAGAACUUUGAGCUUUAUAUUGUAUGACAUGGCUUCAAAAUAUUCACAAGAAGUUCACAACUCUGUGCUCGCCGUUGUGAUUCCCCAAUCUAAGGUGUCAAUUUCGGAUAUGGAGGUGAGGAGACAAGCGAUCAAUUGCCUCGUAAAUAUUUUCUCAAAAGCAUCUCCUGAAUUUCUCUCUCCUUAUUGCAAAACUGUUUAUUUAUCAAUGUUCCAAAAUUUUGAAAUUUUGGCUCGGAAUAUUUCUGUAGAUAGUGGACUACAAAAAAUAUUAUUUUCAGUAAUGAAAACUCUCACUUCCGUCAUUCAAAUUGGAGAAAGAGUUCAUGUUCAAGACGUUGAGAAAAUUGUGACACAUUUAACACGAUUGAUGUUUUUUGGUACCAAUUUUUUCCCAGCCUCUCAGACAUCCAACUCUUCAAAGAAAGACUCCAAUGGAUUUGCUUCCGAUUCGGAUUACUCUGACUCUGACUUGCCACUUGUAAAUAGAGAAUCCAUCAAAAUUCGUCUUCAAAGUUUGCAAUUAUUUACUGUACUAGCCAAAAAGGAUUUUAAAUCAUUGUUUUCACAAUGGAAAGCUUUUAUUCCUGAGAGAGACAGUUUGAAUCCAAACCCUAAAUUCAAGCAAACACUGUCUACAACAAUUUUAUUCGAUCCAUCCUCAAAAGUUCGAUCUACAGCUGUACAGGCUCUUGCUUCCAUACUUGAGAACAGUGAGUUGUAUUUAGCUCAAGCUAGCGAUGUUAGAACCAAGUCUUCAGCUUUUACGUCAUUCUCACAAAGUCUGGCUCUCAUGAUCAAGGAACUGCACCAUACUUUAAUUUAUUCGAUCCAACAUGAAACUUUACCAGUUUUACCUUUAUCCAUUAGGACUCUCUCAUUACUCAUUGAAAACACACCUUACUUAAAAAUGGAUUGCGAAAGCCUAUUGCAAAAAAUAGCAGAAAUGUUAGUUGCGAAUGUAACCUCAGGGCAUGUGGAUAAAACCGUUCAAAAUCAGUCAUUUAUGUGCCUUGGCUCAUUGUUUGGCACAAAGGAACCUUUAAACGAGGUUGGAACAAUAUUAUCAGACGCUAAGCUCAACAUUAUUGUAAAACUUAUUAAUUACCUUUCAGACGAAUAUGUGUAUAUUAUAAGAACAGAAUCUGCCCAAGUACUAGCAAAUAUUGCCAAAAACUAUCCAGAUUUUCUUUGGAACUACUGGGAUAUUAUUUUACAAAAGAUACGACUAGGUCUCAAUCAUCAUGAUCAAACAUUAAGGUUGACCCUAAUUCAAAUUAUUAAUAACUUUACAUCUCCUUUCAAUGAGUCUAAAAUUCCAGCUGUGUCCAUUAAAAAACCAGUCGGUGGGUUCAAUACUCAUCAACUCACAGAGACUAUUUGGGAAAAGAUUACCGAUACUGUUCUGGAAUUCGCUAUUGCUGACAAUAAUCAGACAAUACGGUCCGCAGCUGUUUCUAUAUUCUCUAACAUUAUUCCAGAAACAUUUGAAACUUUUGGAGAUGGCCUUUCUGGUCGAAUCAUAUCAUUAGUGUUUUCAACGAUGAAGGAUGAAUCACCAAAUGUGAGACAAUCUGCAUGUCGUACAGUUGGAGUUUUUGUCUUGUUCAACAGACUGCAAAAUGAUUAUAACUUUUUGAAGAGAGCAUUGGAAGAUUUUAAGACAUUGCUGUUGGACCCUUCUUUGAACGUGAGAGUGCGAGCAUCGUGGUCACUUGCAAACUUGUGUGAUUCCUUACGACUCUCAGAAAAUAUCAAAGACAACAAUACUGAUUUAGUGCUACCUAUUUUGAUAUCAUGUCUAAAUUCAUGUAAUGAUAAUGACAAAGUACUAUGUAAUGCUGUGAGAGCACUAGGAAACAUUUCCAACUUUGCAAAAAGAGAAAUUUUAGAGCAUGAUAUAUUCAAAUUGGAUAGUAACAAGUACAGUUUAGAGCCAAACUUACGUGCCACUCAAUCCAUGACCAUAGAGAACUUUCUACUUGAAAAAUUUAUACAGACAUUGAAUUCGAAGGAGACUUCUGUUAAAGCACGAUGGAACACUUGCUAUGCACUUGGAAGCUUGCUUGGAAACGCUAAUAUUGCAUCUACCAGCACCAUCGAUACAGCAGUCAAUGUUUUAUGUGAUUUACUUUCAACUGAUGACAAUUUUAAGGUGAGAAUCCAAGCUGUAUUGGCACUCUCGUUGACAAAACACUAUGGAACGGAGUUGAACAAUUUCAAAGUGUGGAAGAGUUUAUUAGAAGCGCUACAGGUACUCUCAUCUGAUAAUCCCACAGCUCAAUAUUCAGAAUACAAGUACAUUAAGACUCUCAAGAAACAGCUCAUUUCCACUCUGGUUCAUUUUACGAACCAUGUGAAUCUAGAUUCCUUCAUUAGGAGCAGCGUUCAAGUACAGGAAUACAUGAUUGAAAAGGGUGGAGAAAUUAUUGCAUCUGCGUUCUCAGAUUGUGAAUGGGAAGAUUGUUACCAUGAGGCCAUCAAGAAACUACAAGUUUCAAUAUUGGACCCUCUCGAGUUGGAAGAAGAGUCAUCCAUGCUAGCUGGCGUUCUCAAAAGACAUACCUAUCAAUUCUAA
Molecule: messenger RNA, 3075 nt
Organism: Naegleria lovaniensis
Lineage: Eukaryota; Heterolobosea; Eutetramitea; Acrasida; Naegleriidae
Exons: 6
Coding region: 1-3075 (1024 amino acids)
Molecular function (GO): protein binding
Source: RefSeq, a predicted model, not a curated record